AUGGCAAAUUACGCCGCCUUCAUGACCCUAUCUCUCUUCACCAUUAUAUUAAUGUCCAUAGCCGAUCCCGUGGCUUCUAGGGGCAACAACGCCGGUUCCGCCGGAUCAUCAUCAUCAGGAGAAGCGUUUGUGGUGCAAGGCAAAGUUUAUUGCGAUCCUUGCCGGAUUCAAUUCCCGACGAAAAUCAGCUACCCUAUUCCCAACGCAAAGGUGGUCCUGGUGUGCCGGGCUCGUGAACAAUCAGGUGAAUCGUAUAACGUUGAGGGAACAAGCGAUGCCAGCGGCAUGUACAGCAUCACCGCCACCGGUGACCACGAGGAGGAGAUCUGUGACGUUCAUGUUACGGAAAGCCCUGACAGUAAAUGCCCGGAGGUGAUGGACGACGAGAGAAGCGCUAGGGUUUCAUUGACGGAUAAAAACGGAGUUAGAGGCAACAUUCGCCCGGCGAAUCCGAUUGGAUUCAUGGUGAAGGAAGUUGAUCCUCGCUGCAAGGAGAUCCUCGCCGAGAUCGGUAUCAUCGGACUUUAA
Molecule: messenger RNA, 528 nt
Organism: Lactuca saligna
Lineage: Eukaryota; Viridiplantae; Streptophyta; Magnoliopsida; Asterales; Asteraceae
Source: the annotation of a GenBank genome assembly